UUAUUUUCUAAACGGGGUGAGAAUCCAGAAAUCGGAGGUGCAAAGGGACUUGGGAGUGCUGGUGCAGGAUUGCCAAAAAGUUAAUCUGAAAGUCUAAUCAGCAGUAAAGAAAGCAAACUUAAUGCUGCCAUUUAUUUCAAGAGGGCUUGUAUACAAAAACAGGGAUGUAAUGCUGAGGCUCUAUAAGGCGCUGGUAAGGCCACAUUUGAAAUGUUGUGAGCAAUUCUGGGCACCAUAUCUGAGGAAGGAUGUGCUGGCUCUGGAGAGGGUCCAGAGGUUUACAAGAAUGAUCCCAGGAAUGAGUGGGUUAACCUAUGAUGAGCGUUUGUUGGCACUGGGCCUGCACUCGCUGGAGUUUAGGAGAAUGAGAGGGGACUUCAUUGAAACCUAUAGAAUAGUGAAAGGCUUGGAUAGAGUGGAUGUGGAGAGGAUGUUUCCACUUGUGGGAGAGUCUAGGACUAGAGGUCAUAUCCUCAGAAUUAAAGGACGAUCUUUUAGGAAGGAGAUGAGGAGAAAUUUAUUUAGUCAUAGGAUGAUGAAUCUGUGGUAUUCUUUGCUACAGAAGGCUGUGGAGGCCAAGUCAGUGGAUAUUUUUAAGGCAGAGAUAGAUAGAUUCUUGAUUAGUACAGGUGUCAGGGGUUAUGGGGAGAAGGCAGGAGAAUGGGGUUAGGAGGGAAAGAUAGAUCAGCCUUGAUUGAAUGGCGGAGUAGACUUAAUGGGCCAAACGGCCUAAUUCUACUAUCCCUUAUGACCUUAAAACGGAGGAGGUGGGACAAAGCCUGGCACGUCAUGGGUGUUAUUUUCACUCCAAAUCCCCCGGGACCCUUGAAAGUUCUGCCCCUUAAAAGCUUCUCAAUCAGUUGAAACCUUAAUACAGUGUCUGAAGAAGGGUCUCGACCCGAAACGUCACCUAUCCCUUUUCUCCAGAGAUGCUGUCUGACCCGCUGAGUCACUCCAACCUUUUUGUGACUAACUUCGGUUUAAACCAGCAUCUGCAGUUCGUUGCCACAGAUGCGAAGAGCGGUUAUUUUCAUGUUGCAUUUAAGUGAAAAUCAGUUACAUUGCAACCAAGAAGUGCUUGCAGUGAUGGUGGAUCAACAGCUGAUUGCAGCAUCGAUUCCCUGUGCUGUUAUUGUAUUUCGGAUUCAGGGGGUCAGAAACGAAUCCGAAAGUGAAAUAGCCGGCGGCUCUGAAAGCGGCUGACUAUUUUUCGGAAACGAAACUGAGAUGACGUUUUGUUUGUUUUGUAGCAGCGAGCAGCCUGUGAAUACUCGGAGGGAGGGGAAGUGGCGAUGACGUUCAGAAACUUGGAAGAGGAGAUAAAGCCAAAGGGAAGCGGCCAGAGGGAGCGCAGACGACUGCUAGACGCUGGCAGAGGUGUGUGCAUUGAAGCUCGUGUCCCAGCGAACCAAGGAGAUUGAGGAUUUUGCAAAGAGCGGAGCUCUGGAAAAAGAGACAGAAUAUUCUGCAAUCAGAUUCUCAUCGACUUCUUGUGCAAGGAUUGUGAGGCUUCGGUUGUGAUUUGGCAAGAUGAGACUCCAGUUGAAGUAUUUCACCGGCGAAUCUUUGCAACUGGAUGUCGACCCUAACAUCCAGGUGUCGGCUCUCAAGGAGAAAAUAUACCAAGCAACCCAGGUGCCAAGUUCCCAACAGCGCCUGAUGGUGCAAAACGGGCAGCAGGUGGAGCUUCGGGACAACAGCCUACUGAGGGACUACAACCUCCCCCCUGACUCCACGGUCAUGCUGCUGAUCAAGAAGGAGGAACGCAUGCAGAUAUUCCUCCUCAACGAAAAGGGGAAAACGACCACGUACGACGUGCUGCCUACUGAGUCCGUGCGGGAGUUUAAAAAAAAAGUACAAAGGCAGGAAGGGGUCACGCCCGACCAACAGCGCCUGACAUUUGAGAGCAAACAACUGGAAGAUGGCCGGUUGCUCUCAGAUUACAACAUCAGGUCUCAGUCCACCAUCCAGCUCCUGCUUCGUCUGCGCGGUGGUUAAUUUGCGCUCGACUGAACUAGAUUAAAACUUAAUUAUAUUUUGAAUUCCUAUUUUCUAAUACUUGAUUUAAAAGAGACUAGAGAUGAGUCGAUUUGUUCAAUGUUCGAUAUUGUUCACUUUGCUUCUUUCUGCUGCCUAUCUGCUUCAUUUGGUUUAGUCUCGAGAUACAGGGGGAAAGCAGGCCCUUCCGCCUACUGAGUGCUUUGACCAACGAUCACUGCACGCUAACGCCAUCCUACACACACUAGGGACAAUUUACAAGUUUACUAAAGCCAAUUAAUUAACCCACAAACCUCUAUGUAUUUGGAACGUGGGUGGAAACCGGAACACCCGGGGAAAACCCACGCAGGACAUGUGGAGAACGUACAAACCUCAUAUAGACAGCCCCCGUAGUCAGGAUCAAACUCAGGUCUCCAGCACUGUAAAUAGCCGCAGAUGAGUGAUCAUCUCGGAUGAAUAAAGCCGAUCAAGUUGGAUCAGCUGGUCACAUUCCAGCCUUCUCAGCUUGGCCAAAAAUGCAGUUUGUUUAAAUCUGACACAUUCCUUCAUAUCCAACUCCGCACCAUUUGUAGACACAAAAUGCUGGAAUAACUCAGCGGGACAGGCAGCAUCUCUGGAUAGGUGAUAUUUCGGGUCGAGACCCUUCUUCAGACUUCGGAUCAGAGGUGUGCGCUGUAAACCGGCGUGGUCCAGAUGAAUCUGAUUCCUACGAGUUCACAAACCACAUUGGCUUCUCACUUAUUCUAUGGCCAAUGUGAAAUACUUCACCAUACAGGGAAAAAAAUCACAUAUAAAACAUAGAACAACCGUCACCAUGCUGAGAAAUGCUUCCACACACUCUGCAAAUCAUUGCUUCAAAAUUACCGUCUUCAUGUUAGUUUGAGUUCUAAAUGCCUUGCAAUGUAAUGUUGAUGCAAAAUCCAAUCUACUGUGCAACUAAAGCAUUCCACAUUAAUAAAUAUAUAACUGUAUGAA
This is a messenger RNA of Leucoraja erinaceus (little skate), 2973 nucleotides long. Its product is annotated as polyubiquitin-like. Gene Ontology annotation, cellular component: nucleus; cytoplasm. Gene Ontology annotation, molecular function: protein tag activity; ubiquitin protein ligase binding. NCBI's taxonomy places the organism in Eukaryota, Metazoa, Chordata, Chondrichthyes, Rajiformes, Rajidae. The coding region runs from base 1531 to 1998 and encodes 155 amino acids. Gene Ontology annotation, biological process: modification-dependent protein catabolic process; protein ubiquitination. The record is from RefSeq and is a predicted model, not a curated record. The transcript is spliced from 2 exons.